Messenger RNA from Protomyces lactucae-debilis, 843 nucleotides. RefSeq names its product eukaryotic rRNA processing. The record is from RefSeq and is a predicted model, not a curated record. NCBI's taxonomy places the organism in Eukaryota, Fungi, Ascomycota, Taphrinomycetes, Taphrinales, Protomycetaceae. The annotation marks the transcript as partial. Gene Ontology annotation, cellular component: nucleolus; nuclear periphery; preribosome, large subunit precursor. Gene Ontology annotation, biological process: ribosomal large subunit biogenesis; rRNA processing. The transcript has a single exon.
CUUCAAGCAGAACUCGCAGCAGACUCAGAUUCAGAGGAAGACGAGUCAUUCGAGGCGGAAGAUGCCAACAAUGAUACACUUGACGUUGCAACAGAAGAGGAAAAUGACGAUGUGGAUGAAGUCGCACUUUCGGAGCUCGAAUCAGAUGUCGACGCCGAUGCAGCAGAUAUGACACCCAAGACGCGCGAAACCGUCAACAACACAGCUGCCUUGGAAGCCGCCUACAAACGCAUCGCUUUACCGUUGCCAAAACAUUUCUCACAUCACCAUACACUCUUCACGGAUGAACCGGUGUUGGUGCAAGACAUCGAUGAUGAUCUCAAUCGUGAACUCGUCUUCUACAAGCAGGCACUCACCCAUGCUCGUGUCGCACGCACACUCAUUCAAAAAGAAGGUGGCGCAUGGGAACGUCCCGCCGAUUACUUUGCAGAGAUGGUCAAGACGGAUGAUCACAUGGAACGUAUCCGCAAAGAGCAAGUGGCUGAAGCAACAGGUAAGAAGGCCUCAGCUGAAGCCAAAAAGCAGCGCGAGUUGAAGAAGUUUGGCAAGCAGGUCCAAAUCAGCAAGACGCUAGAGCGUGAAAAGGAGAAGAAGACUAUGACGGAUAAGGUCAAGUCACUCAAACGCAAGCGUGGCGCUGAGCUUGAAGGUAAAGAAGACUUCGACGUCGCACUGGAUGAAGCAGCUGCUGCACCUGGCAGAAAUGCAAAACGAGGUGGAGGCGCAUCAAGAGAGUCGAGGGAUAAGAAAUACGGCCAUGGUGGCAAGAAGCGAUUUGCAAAGUCCAAUGAUGCCUUGUCUUCAGGCGACGUCACCAGUUUCUCUGGUCGUGGAGGACGUGGC